Molecule: messenger RNA, 6150 nt
Organism: Bufo bufo (common toad)
Lineage: Eukaryota; Metazoa; Chordata; Amphibia; Anura; Bufonidae
Gene: DOCK1
Product: dedicator of cytokinesis 1
Exons: 52
Coding region: 324-5912 (1862 amino acids)
Biological process (GO): small GTPase-mediated signal transduction; cell migration
Cellular component (GO): cytoplasm; plasma membrane
Molecular function (GO): small GTPase binding; guanyl-nucleotide exchange factor activity
Source: RefSeq, a predicted model, not a curated record
GCAAGGAGGAGGGGGGGCCGGGAAAUGGCGGCCUGAGCGCCGUCUUCUCCACACCUUCCUCUGUGUACCGCCGCGGCUGAAGCCAUUCUUCCCACAGUACAGGGAGGAGCUACCUCCAGGAAAUCCCUGACACGCCGGCCAGGGCUGGGCUAUCAACUCCCUCCUCCCCCUCACAAAGUUGCUGUGUGCUCAUCCCCACUUCUUCCCUCCUUGUUGUCAUUAUUAGUUCACUUCCAUUAGUAUUUGGGAUUCAGCUGCCCCCCUGCCCCGAUGACGGCGGCGGCCCGUGACUGAGCCGAGGAUCUGGGGGAGCAGGAAGCAUCAUGACUCGCUGGGUUCCCACCAAGAAAGAGGAGAAGUAUGGAGUGGCUCUUUACAACUAUUCUCCCCGAGGAGCGGAUGAGUUGUGUCUACAGAUCGGGGACACUGUGCACCUACUGGAGACUCACGAAGGGUGGUUCAGGGGUUACAUUUUGAGGAAGAAAUCUAAAAAGGGCAUAUUUCCUGCCUCCUAUAUCCAUCUUAAAGAAGCCACAGUCGACGGAAAGGGGCAACAUGAAGCCGUCGUGCCUUGUGAGAUUCCUCUUGUGCAAGAAGUCACUACAACAUUACGGGAAUGGUCCAUCAUAUGGCGGCAGCUUUACGUGCAAGACAAUCGAGAAAUGUUUAAUUGUGUACGGACCAUGAUCUGUGACCUGCUGGAGGGGAGAUCGCAGAUCCUCUCAGGAACCCUUCCACAGGAUGAACUGAAAGAACUUAAAAAGAAAAUCACCGCCAAGAUUGACUAUGGAAACAGGAUCCUUGAUUUGGACCUGGUUGUUCGAGAUGAGGAUGGUAAUAUUCUGGACCCAGAGCAGACCAGUACCAUAAACCUCUUCCAGGCUCAUGAAAUUGCAUCAAAACAGGUUGAGGAAAGAAUCCAAGAAGAAAAGUCCCAAAAGCAGAGUGACAUCAACAGACAAGCCAAGUUUGCCGCCACUCCGUCUUUUGCAUUGUUUGUCAAUUUAAAAAAUGUAGUCUGCAAGAUCGGGGAAGAUGCGGAAGUUUUAAUGUCGCUUUAUGACCCCUUGGAGUCCAAAUUCAUCAGUGAAAACUACUUGGUGCGCUGGUCAAGUUCGGGCCUGCCGAAAGACAUCGAGAGGCUGCACAAUCUGCGAGCUGUUUUCACAGAUCUUGGAAGCAAAGACCUGAAACGAGAAAAAAUAAGCUUUGUGUGUCAGAUAGUGAGGGUUGGACGGAUGGAGCUGAGAGACAACAACACAAGAAAACUAACGUCGGGGCUUAGGAGACCAUUUGGAGUCGCAGUAAUGGAUGUGACUGACAUAAUUACGGGGAAAGUUGACGACGAGGACAAACAACACUUUAUACCUUUUCAGCCGGUGGCAGGGGAGAAUGAUUUUCUUCAGACUGUUAUAAACAAAGUGAUUGCUGCCAAGGAAGUUAACCACAAAGGUCAAGGUCUGUGGGUAACAAUGAAGCUGCUGCCUGGGGACAUUCAUCAGAUUCGAAAGGAAUUUCCUCAUCUCGUGGAUAGAUCUACAGCCGUUGCACGAAAAAUGGGAUUCCCUGAGAUAAUCAUGCCAGGUGAUGUCCGCAACGAUAUCUAUGUAACACUAUUUCAGGGUGACUUCGACAGAGGCAACAAGACAACAGCUAAGAAUGUGGAGGUCACAAUGUCCGUAUUUGAUGAGGAUGGGAAGCGGCUGGAGAACGUGAUUUACCAGGGGGCUGGAGAUGAAGCUAUGUCAGAGUACAAAUCCGUAAUAUAUUAUCAAGUAAAGCAGCCCCGGUGGUUUGAAACAGUGAAGGUCGCCAUCCCCAUUGAAGAUGUGAAUCGGAGCCACUUGAGAUUCACUUUCCGUCACCGAUCUUCCCAGGAGUCUAAAGAUAAGUCCGAGAAGAUUUUUGCAGUGGCAUUCGUCAAGCUUAUGAGAUAUGAUGGAACAACACUAAGGGAUGGGGAGCAUGACCUCAUAGUUUAUAAGGCAGAAGCAAAGAAACUUGAAGAUGCGGGGACUUACCUCAGCCUUCCUGCAACUAAGAUUGAAUUGGAAGAGAAAGGUCACUCGGCCAGCGGGAAGAGCAUGCAGAAUCUGGGGAACUGCACCAUAAGCAAAGACUCUUUCCAAAUCUCCACUCUCGUCUGCUCAACUAAGCUCACACAGAAUGUUGAUUUGCUAGGGCUCUUGAAAUGGCGUUCAAAUACAAACCUACUGCAGCAGAAUUUACGGCAGCUAAUGAAUGUCGACGGAGGAGAAGUUGUUAAGUUCUUACAGGACACUUUGGAUGCGCUGUUUAACAUCAUAAUGGAAAACUCUGAGAGUGAGACGUUUGAUAUAUUAGUCUUUGAUGCCUUGGUAUUCAUUAUUGGUCUGAUUGCAGAUCGGAAGUUUCAGCAUUUCAACCCAGUCCUGGAAACUUACAUAAAGAAGCACUUCAGUGCAACCCUGGCUUACACGAAACUGACCAAGGUGUUAAAGAACUACGUGGAGAAUGCAGAUAAACCUGGUAUAACAGACCAAGUAUACAAAGUCAUGAAAGCCUUGGAAUACAUUUUCAAGUUCAUCGUCCGCUCUAGAAUUUUAUUUAUCCAAUUGUAUGAAAACAAGGGAGAAGCGGAGUUUAUGGAGUCCUUACUGCAGCUCUUUAAGUCCAUCAAUGAGAUGACCAGCAGUCAGACUGACCAGACAGUCAUAGUCAAGGGGGCUGCACUGAAAUACUUACCAACCAUUGUGAAUGAUGUAAAACUUGUAUUUGAUCCAAAGGAGUUGAGCAAACUGUUUACUGACUUCAUUGUGAAUGUUCCAAGAGAUCGCCUCGUGCGACAGAAGCUCUACUGCCUUAUUGAGAUAGUACACAGCGACCUUUUCAGUCAGCUCGAGUGCAGGGAAAUCUUACUGCCAAUGAUGACUGAUCAGCUGAAGUAUCACCUGGAGAGACAGGAGGAACUGGAGGCUUGUUGUCAACUGCUCAGCAACAUCCUGGAGGUUCUUUACAGGAAAGACGUGGGUCCAACACAGCGACAUAUUCAAAUAAUAAUGGAAAAACUUCUGAGAACCGUAAACAGGACGGUUAUAUCCAUGGGACGGGAUUCUGAGCUCACCGGAAAUUUUGUUGCCUCCAUGACGGCUAUUUUAAGGCAAAUGGAAGAUUACCACUAUGGUCACCUUAUAAAGACCCUUGGAAAGAUGAGGACGGAUGUUGUGGACUUUCUUAUGGAAACCUUCAUCAUGUUUAAAAACCUGAUUGGCAAGAACGUCUAUCCUUCCGACUGGGUUAUAAUGAACAUGAUGCAAAACAAGGUAUUCUUGCGGGCUAUUAAUCAGUAUGCGGACAUGCUGAACAAAAAGUUUUUGGAUCAAGCAAACUUUGAGCUUCAGCUGUGGAACAACUAUUUUCACCUGUCCGUUGCUUUCUCAACUCAAGAAUCGCUACAAUUGGAAAAUUUCUCAAGCGCCAAAAGAACAAAAAUCCUGAACAAGUAUGGUGAUAUGAGAAGACAGAUCGGCUUUGAAAUCAGGGACAUGUGGUAUAAUUUGGGUCAACACAAAAUCAAGUUUAUUCCUGAAAUGGUCGGGCCCAUGCUGGAGAUGACGCUGAUCCCUGAGACAGAGCUACGGAAAGCCACCAUCCCGAUUUUCUUUGACAUGAUGCAAUGUGAAUUUCAUUCCACAAGGAGUUUUCAGAUGUUUGAGAAUGAGAUCAUCACCAAGUUAGACCACGAAGUAGAAGGAGGGAGAGGGGAUGAGCAGUACAAAGUGUUGUUUGAGAAGAUACUCCUGGAGCAUUGCAGGAAGCAUAAAUAUCUGGCCAAGAGCGGAGAGACCUUUGUUACGUUGGUUGUGCGACUGAUGGAGAGGCUCCUGGACUACAGGACUAUAAUGCACGAUGAGAACAAGGAGAACCGAAUGAGCUGCACGGUCAAUGUUUUGAAUUUCUACAAAGAGAUUGAGAGAGAAGAAAUGUAUAUUAGGUAUUUGUACAAGUUGUGUGACCUGCACAAGGAAUGUGAUAACUACACGGAGGCGGCGUACACGCUGCUACUACACGCCAAGCUUCUAAAGUGGUCGGAGGAGGCUUGUGCCGCACAUCUGACUCAACGGGACGGUUACCAGGCAACGACGCAAGGACAAUUAAAAGAACAGCUGUACCAAGAGAUUAUCCAUUACUUCGACAAAGGAAAGAUGUGGGAGGAAGCCAUCGCCCUGGGCAAAGAACUGGCAGAGCAAUAUGAAAAUGAAAUGUUCGACUAUGAACAGCUGAGUGAAUUACUGAAAAAACAAGCACAGUUUUUUGAAAGCAUCGUGAAAGUUAUCCGGCCAAAGCCUGACUACUUCGCCGUUGGAUAUUUCGGACAAGGAUUCCCCACGUUCAUUAGGAAUAAAGUCUUCAUUUACCGUGGUAAGGAAUAUGAGAGACGUGAAGACUUUGAGACUCGACUUUUAACUCAGUUUCCGAAUGCAGAAAAGAUGAAGACCACGUCACCACCUGGCGAUGACAUCAAGAAUUCUUCUGGACAGUACAUUCAGUGUUUCACGGUAAAACCAUUGCUUGAGCUGCCACCAAAGUUCAAGAAUAAACCUGUGUCGGAGCAGAUUUUAAGUUUCUACAGAAUUAAUGAGGUCGUUCGGUUCCAGUACUCGCGGCCAAUCAGAAAGGGGGAAAAAGAUCCUGAAAAUGAAUUUGCUAAUAUGUGGAUUGAGAGAACCACCUAUGCAACAGCCUACAAGCUUCCUGGGAUCCUGAGAUGGUUUGAAGUGAAAUCUGUGAAUACGGUGGAAAUAAGCCCAUUGGAGAAUGCCAUUGAGACCAUGCAGUUAACCAAUGAAAAAAUCAAUAACAUGGUGCAGCAGCACAUGAACGAUCCCAAUCUGCCCAUAAAUCCUCUGUCCUUACUACUCAAUGGGAUUGUGGACCCUGCAGUAAUGGGAGGAUUUGCAAAUUAUGAAAAGGCGUUUUUCACUGAGAAAUACAUGCAGGAGCACCCAGAGGACCUGGAUAAUAUUGAAAAAGUCAAGGACCUGAUUGCAUGGCAGGUUCCGUUUUUAGCGGAGGGAAUACGCAUCCAUGGUGAAAAAGUCACCGAAGCAUUGAGGCCUUUCCACGAGAGAAUGGAGGCUUGUUUCAAGCAGUUGAAAGAGAAAAUUGAGAAACAGUAUGGCGUCAGGACCCUGUCUUACAGCAUUGAUGAUAGACGGGGGAAUCGGCCCAGAUCUAUGGUUAGAUCGUUUACUAUGCCUUCACAAUCCAGGCCUUUAUCAGUUGUCUCUGUGUCCUCUGUGUCGUCAGACAGCACACCUUCAAGACCUGGCUCUGAUGGCUUUGUUCUUGAACCACUUUUGCCAAAGAAGAUGCAUUAUCGUUCUCAAGAUAAAUUGGACAGAGAUGAUCUCGAUAAGGACAGAAAAGAGAAAAAGAAGGAGAAGAGGAAUAGCAAGCACCAGGAGAUAUUUGAUAAGGAAUUUAAAACGGCCGACAUUGCAGCUCAGCAGUCCGAAGCUGUUAUACUGUCGGAAACAAUAAGCCCCUUAAGACCCCAGAGACCGAAGAGUCAAGUUCUCAAUACUGUUGUUGGCGACAGAAGAUUCUCCGUUUCCCCAAGUCAAACGUCUACCCAGCAGCCUCCACCGGUCACCCCUAGAAGUAAGCUGACCUUCAGCCACCCAAUAGGCAUGGAACAAAAUGGCGUCAAUGCUGCUGAACCAAUGGAUAUCCCUCCACCGCUACCACUCAAAAGUAGCACUGGAGACUAUGGCAAUGUCAUGGAUUACCAGGACUUCAUCCCGCCUGCUACACCCCCUCCUCCACCCCACAGGCACCUGCCACCUCCAUUACCCAGCAAGACACCACCUCCACCCCCUCCAAAGACCACGAGGAAGCAGGCAUCUGUGGACUCCGGGAUCAUGCAGUAGAACACGUGCCACCUUCACAACAUACGGCUCACUGCAGUUAUUGAUUCAGUAUUUACCUCAUUUGAGCCACAGUGUUUUUCCUUUUUUCCUUUUUGUGCAAUCACCGUAGAUGAAAGUCAUUUAGAUUAAGCAAAAAGAUAUAAAAAAAAAUACAAAAAAACAAACCAUUGAGCUACUGAGCUGUGGAUACUAAUUUAUGUAGUAAAAUACUAAGCAAGCAAUUUACAUACAGGAUUGG